GCAGUUGUCAUCUUCCUCCUCUCUCCUAAGAAGACAUAUAAUCGACGUACUGCCUAGCGAUAGAUUUCGACCAUCACCAUCAUAAUCAUAAUCAUAAUCAUAAUAAUCAUUAUCAUCAUCAUCGUAAGCAUCAGCAUCGUUUUGUAGCAUGAGAAGAAGAUCUCUGUCCGUUUUACGGUGUGGCUAUGGGGCUCGAUUAUCGGCUUUCGGCAGGAGGGAUAUCAGCAGCACUCUCCCACGUGGACCGGAAACCAGUCUGGAUUCAUCAACGGCUUGCCACGUGGACGCUGAUGUGGCAAAUCACGUCUGGAAAGGUCCUUCUGCGACUGCACAAUGGCCGUCAUCGAGCGAGCUCGGCGGCGUUCAGUGCAAGAGAAACCUGCAUGCGCUCUCGAUGGAGUGGAUAAGGACUUGCCACGUCAGCGCACGCGUCGACACGUGUCCAAUGCGGAUGUCAAAUGAACGGCAUUAUGAGGUCAAAACACGUUGUACAUGGAAUGGAGUCAAUGGACAUGGAUUUAGAGCUGCGUGUGCAAGGGCGCGUAGUUCGGAUAUCAGCGGCGCCAGAAAUGGGGUCGACGUGGAAAUCGUGCGGCGAGCGGUGUGUGCAAGGGCGGCUGCGACUUCAGAAAAUCAGUUGUCGCCCACUCGGCUUUCGGCUGCCACUCGUUUGUCGCCCGCUGUGACCGAAUUGCUGGGACAUGGUCGCACAGGCCGUGACGGUGCCCUGGCUGUUGGACAUGGAUGGAGGUCCUCCUCUCUAUCCACUGUUAUGCUGCCCUUCCCACCGAGAGGCUUGUUGACGUCAACAGUGCGGCUGGUGCAUGGCGACAGGUGUGAAGCUUACGUAAAGGAGGAUGAGGCUUCGAGGGUGCAGCAGACUUUGCUGGUCAGAGAUUACAUUGAAGAUUCGCUUUACAACCCCGUGAGUGGGUAUUUCAGCAAAGCCAAUGAUGAGGUAGUUGGCCAGAUUCCGGAGCCGAUCGACUUUAAGGCCCUCAGGGGUCGCUCUGCGUACAUGGAACUUUUGAGCAGGUUGUAUGAAGAGAGAGACCAAGCUUGGUUGACUCCGGUGGAAAUAUUAAAGCCAUGGUAUGGAUACGCAAUAGCUGAGUACAUUCUGCGGCGGCAUGAUCCCACAGCACCUCUCAAGAUACAUGAGAUAGGGGGAGGGAAUGGGACCUGUGCACUGAAUAUUCUGGAUCACAUUAAAGCCACAGCCCCUCCGUCGGUGUAUCGGGAUCUGAAAUAUAUUUCAUUUGAGAUAAGUCCGGCGCUGGCAGAGCGGCAGAGGUCAACCGUUCAUGCACACGGAAAACACCGUGGAAAGUACGUUGUUAAACAGUGCAAUGCCAUGCACAGGGAGAGUUGGGGUGUAGUGGACACAAGUGGAUGCUUUGUGAUCAUGCUUGAGGCAAGUGUGCCACGUCAGCAGCGCCACGUCACAGUGCCAGAUCAGCAGUGCCAUGUCAGCAGUGCCAUGUCAGCAGUGCCAGGUCACAGUGCCAUGUCAGACUCAGUGCCACGUCAACAGUGCCACGUAAGCCGUGCCACAUCAGCAGUGCCACGUCAGACACAGUGCCACGUAAGCAGUGCCACAUCAGAAGUGCCACAUCAGCAGUGCCACGUCAGCAGUGCCACGUCAGACACAGUGCCAUGUAAGCAGUGCCACAUCAGCAGUGCCACGUCAGACACAGUUCCACGUCAUACAAAGUGCCACGUCAGCAACAUGACGGGCCUGCCAGGCCAACUGGCCAAUGAGCCCAUUGCCGACUACAAAAAGCGCGUCCAUGCUCAGCUGGCUGCAAUCGAGGCUGAGGAAGAACGCCAGCUGGCAGUCAAGGCUGCCCAGCUACAGGCUGAWGAAGCGGCAACAGCAGAGAAGCUGCGGCUACAGGCCGAAGCAGACGCAGAUACCCAGGCUCGCCGCAAGGAAGCCCAGGAUCUGCUGCAGCGGCAUGAAGCCAACAGCAUCGAGAAACUCAAGUACUGGCAUUUUGAACCGAACGGCGACGAGCCAACACUGGAAGAGCAUCAUAAGGAGUUCAUGGCCAAGCUCGUGAGCAGGUUGGUUUACACAUGUAACCACCUACAGUCCGAGCUGGCAAACCUUCAGCGGGCCGUGCGGAACCAUAAGAUUCAGCACGAGGAUGCCACAAGGGCACUGGACGGCUGUGUACUGGGCCUGGAACAGGCUGUACCAGGACCAGAUGCUGGAGCUUCCAGCAGUGCAUCCUCUAGCCGCCAACUAGAGGAACGCGUUGAACACGUAGUGGCAAUGCUAGGAGACAUAAGUGUCUUCACAGAGGCGGCCACCAUCAGCCAGCGGUUCGAGUUGCUGGACACUAAGAUCAGUCAGCAACAGCAGACUGACCACAGCCACAACAACAGCUCGGCGAGGCCAUACAAGAUGCCGACGUUCCGGACCGAGAAAUUUGAUGACUACACACAUCAAGACCCGGUCGUCUGGUGGCAAGGAUUUACAACGGAGUUGGGGAUUCACGAAGUCCCUGACCAUCUGUUCAUCAGUGCUCUGUUCAUCAACACCAAGGGAGGUUGUCAGAUCUGGCUCAGCCACAUGCCAACUAUCCACGGCGUCCAGGUUUCAGACCUGUACAAGAAGGUCUCCUGGGAGGACAUGACAAAGGAAUGGAAGAAGCGGUUCAUCGUCGACGACGCCCCGRCACUCGCCGUCAACCGCAUCUUCACGAUGGCUCAAGGGAGCACACMGACACGUGACUGGCUCACGGAUUGGCAGAAAAACGUGGCGACGCCCGAUUUGGACUUGUCAUUUCCGCAUCUGCGGCGUGAGUUCUACAACAGGGCAUGCGCCGCUCUCAGCCUCGCACUUGGUGAUCGCAAGCAGUACAACACUUUCGCAAAGAUCAUCAACAAGGCGAGAGAGCUCAUCAAGACUAACAGGCCGGCUGCACACGAGAAGUCCACAUGGCAGCCAACCUAUGUGGAGAAGGUACGAACUGGUCCGCGACAGCAGCAGUUCGCUGCAGUCCAGUCGGAUAGUGGAGAUAACCCAGCAGCCACUCCAGCAUCAAGUGACGGAGAUCAGGUGGCUGGUGUCCAGCCGCGAAGCAACAACAAGUCCCGCAACAAUGGGAAGGCGAAAUCCGCAUCGCAGGCAAGAAAUGGACAGCCAGGACAAUUUCCAUGGGUCAAGUCUGGCUUGACCGAGGCGGAGUACAAGUCCACCGCAUGCACGGUUUCAUCACCAUCGACAACCGAUUCGGCAGCUUCGCCGCAAUCUAUCGUCGGGGAUUCGACGUCAUGGUCAAGACUUGAAGAGCUCGACCCAUUGACGUUCACGGACUUCCAGUGGAUGCCCGUUCCCUCGACCGGACGAUUGCCGAAACCGCAUUGCAACGUGCUUAUGGCACAAUUGCGGGACUACUUGCACACUGCAGAACCAGCUCCGUUGGUGGAUGCCGGAGUAGAGGUUGUCGACCUUCACGUUUACAUCGCGAAGAUCGACCGCGAGUUCAAGACGCAACGGUACGACAACAUCGACGCACCAUUGCUAUACGUACGCAUUCAGAUCGGACAGGCAACCUGCAGUGCCUUGAUCGAUUGCGGAGCAUCUCGCAACUACAUCAGCCAGGACUUUAUGGUACGCGUCGGCCUUGGCCCACGUGUCCGGAGGAAGUCCCAGCCUACGCAAGUCACUCUGGCAGACGGUCAUACGCACAAGUCCAUCGACCGGUGCAUUGACGCCGUCCYAGUGUACUUUGCCCCUCACGAAAGUGAGGUGGUGUCCUUUGACAUUCUGGAUACCAAAUUCGACAUGAUCUUGGGCAUGUUAUGGCUGCGAAGCAAGGAUCACCCGGUGAACUUCUUCAACYGCACCGUUCACGUUCGUGACCGGAACGGAGUAUUAGUUCCAUGCACGGUGCCUCUUCCUCAUCCUUCGAUCAGCUGCCACGUGGUAUCCGCCGCAAGCAUGCGAGCUUCCAUCAUCAGAGACGACAUCGAGGAGAUGGGGGUGUGUUUUCUCCACGCCCUCCUGCCCCAUGACGCUUCAUCGACGGACUCACCUUCGGACCCACGCAUCACCGAACUUCUCGACGCCUACAGCGACGUGUUCGAAGGCCCGCAAAGAGUAGUAUCGGAUCGACCCAUCCGCCGCGAGAUCAUCCUCGAGGACGGGGCCGUACCUCCGCGCGGUUGCAUCUACCGAAUGAGCGAGGAAGAGUCAAGUGUGCUUCGGGCACAACUCGACGACCUUCUAGAGAAAGGCUGGAUUCGGCCUAGUUCAUCGCCAUACGGUGCUCCUGUUCUCUUCGUCCGGAAGAAGAACAAGGACCUGCGGUUGUGCAUCGAUUAUCGGUACCACCAACUCGAGAUUCGCAAGGAGGAUCGUUACAAGACCGCGUUCAAGACACAGUAUGGCCAUUUCGAAUGGCUGGUCAUGCCAUUUGGCCUUACGAAUGCCCCAGCCACUUUCCAAGCGGCUAUGACGACGGAGUUCCGACACAUGCUGGAUCGUUUCGUACUUAUCUACCUCGACGACAUUCUGGUUUACAGCCGGAGUCUGGACGAGCAUGUGGAACACCUGCGCACCGUUUUGGAGCGGCUACGACAGGCCAAGUACAAAGCAAACUGCGACAAGUGCGAGUUCGCACAGCAAGAGCUGGAGUACUUGGGACACUAUGUGACGCCGCAAGGCAUCCGUCCGCUUGCGGACAAAAUCGAGGCCCUACGAGUCCUUGACAACUUGCCGCAUGAUCGCGUCGUGUACGACCAUCGAUCUGGAAAGAUGAUGGAGACGGUGGUGCAGUCUCGAUGCGUGGGAGAAGGAGGAGGAGGAGGAGGAGGUGACCAGCAGCUCGUGGAGCGUCUUCGACCCGUCCAGGACCCUGUAGUUCUAGCCUGUUUGGAUAUAAUGGGUGGGCGGCUUCACGAUCUCCUCCGUCCAAUGGCAGUCGAGACGGCGCCGGCGAGUGCAAAAAAUGCAUCAUCUCAAUCCUGCCAAUCGGUUGAUCUCCCUGAUUCCGGAGGCGGCAGUAGCACGAAGAGAGAAGGUGUGGGAGGCGCAAAGAAGUCUUGGCUGUCUUCGGUCAUCGAAGCUGGGAGGUCCCAAUUUGCAAAUAUUGGAAGGAAGAACGCCGAGAUUGUCUGGAUCCCAACCGGAGCUCUGAAUGCAGGGGUGACAGUGGAUCAUUCAACGUACCUUGUACCCAAGGGUUCGGCGGAUAUCUUCUUUCCUACUGAUUUCUCUCUACUGGAGAAGAUUGACCGGGCAGCAGUCCUGGCGACACAGAAGGAGAGGAUGUCAAGAUCAGGCAAGGACAACACCACGGGUGCAGCAGUGAGCAGUUUGCAGUCCUCGUCAGUAAAACCUGCGGAUGAUCGCGUGCACCCAUUUCGAUGGUCGGCAACGGUGUCGCCAAGCAAUUUUAUGGAGUGUUUCGCAGACCUGAAGCAGACAGAGACGGUGUCGGGGGGCAAAAAGGCAGGAGCUAAUAAGGCAGGAGCUAAUGGCUUUGCCCCUGUUCCGGGCCCAGCCGGCAAACCAGGGGUUCCAAAUGGUGCAGGGAAAUUGUAAGGAGCGGGAAGCAGGUGGGAAGGGGGAGGGGGGAGGGGGGAGGGGGGUAAGGGUUAUCCUUUUUGGGUUCAGAAUGGGGUCAGGGUUAUCUUUUGGGGGGGAUAGGGCAGAAUUGGAUAAGAUGGGCAUAUGUUAAGGAACAGGAGAAGGAGAGGUGUAGUUCUAGUGCUGUAGUUUAGCAGCAGAGGAAAGUUCUAGGGCGGUAAUUUAGCAGCAGACGAAAGUUCUAGGGCUGUAGUUUAGCAGCAGGCGAAAGUUCUAGGGGGAUAAUUUAGCAGCAGACAAAACGGGGGGAAGUCUGGGUUUAGGGUUUGGGGGGGGGAAGGGUGGAAUUGGAUAAGGGGGGUAUAUUUUAAGGAACAGGAGAAGGAGGGGGGUUAGUUCUCGGGUUAUAAUUUAGCAGCAGCGGUCUCCACUGAUCGGACAGAAGGAAUAAUGGCCAGCAUCGUUCGUGGCUAGGAGGUAAGUUCCCAGCUACCAGAUGUGAGGUGUGUUUCCUUUGAUGCUUUCGCUGGAGUUUGAGCUCAGACAUGUGUUUCAACAGUUCAUGGGUGUACCAACUGAGGUACCUUCUUCCCCCAUACAUAACGCAUAUGCGUUGUAUUCGAGUUUUCGAAUUUGAAAACAAAUUCGCAUAGAACGC
Molecule: messenger RNA, 6200 nt
Organism: Chara braunii
Lineage: Eukaryota; Viridiplantae; Streptophyta; Charophyceae; Charales; Characeae
Source: the annotation of a GenBank genome assembly